Tilletiaria anomala UBC 951 is the source of this 3739-nucleotide messenger RNA. RefSeq lists its product as uncharacterized. The transcript is spliced from 4 exons. Gene Ontology annotation, biological process: regulation of transcription by RNA polymerase II. Bases 339 to 3671 code for a protein of 1110 amino acids. Gene Ontology annotation, molecular function: transcription coregulator activity. Gene Ontology annotation, cellular component: mediator complex. The record is from RefSeq and is a predicted model, not a curated record. Lineage: Eukaryota; Fungi; Basidiomycota; Exobasidiomycetes; Georgefischeriales; Tilletiariaceae.
GAGGGUGAUUGCGAUGGGGCUCUUUAAUAUGGCUGGAGGCCUGCAUUGCCUUGUAAGCUUACGCUGUUCGACCCUAUUUGGCUGCUCAUCGAUGCUGGACAUUCUGCCCGACAAGCUGCUUGCCGACGUCGAAGAGGUAGGCAAGCUGAGGGCCAGAACCAUGUUUGUCGCAUCUGUAACCAUGGUCCAUUCCACUAUAGUGCCUUGACGUGCCGCUGCGCCGCAUCUACACAUGCUCGAAACGAACAACGUCGCCACGCCCGCGCGGAUCCUAUCUGGACCUUCGGUGGCGAUUGGUACGCUCGAUAGCUGGUCAUACCAAGGCAUCAGACAUCAAGAUGGAGCCCUACUCGUUGCAGCCGCCGUCGUGGCGCCCUCUCUUACACUCCGCCUCUGCCGCCCUCGGCGUACCGGACUUCUUUCCACCACAAGCUGGGGCACCAGAGCUCGACAUUUCCGAUGUCUCGGCCGUGCGCAACGGUAUCGCCGCUCGAUCCGUGGUCGGCAAUGAGACGUUUAGCGCACACGAGAUGAUCUACGAUCGGCUCAAGAGCCCCAACAUUCUCGCUCAAUUGAACGGGUUCAUGGGCGAAAUCCUGAAGCGCCGCGAGGAGCUUGCACGGCUCGGUCCAUCGAAUAAUGGCGAUGGAGGGAUAGACAAGCCCACGCACAAGCUGCCGUCGAGGGUUACGCCCAACGACAGCAAACUCGCAGCGUACGUGCGCGAACUGGCAGACUCCCAAGUCUCACUUUCAAAGCUGGCCAAAACUGUACCGCAUGGCUUCAAAGGCGAAAAAAUGCUUGACAUGCUGUACAAUGGUAGCGUCGGAUCCUCUACGAAGCUUUCAUCUACGCCAGCAAGCGCGACCUCCAACACGGGCGCAUCAGCAACAGCAAGUGUGACGACAAAUGCCAGUGGACGGCAGGAAGACCAGGUUUCGCUUCCCAAGAGUGUUCCGGUCGACCGUGCUCUUUGGUUCAUUCAAGUCGUCGGUGCAACAGAGAUGGCGUCCCACUCGCAAUCCCAGGCGCAUUACCAUGCUCAUGGAGCCGGCGGAGGGCUAUCGACGCCGGGCGGGAGCGGCAUUGCCGGGCCGACUGGAGGGUUAGGAGCGACACACGGUGCAGCAAGGGUGGACAGAGCGGCACAGGUGCAGCUUGACUUCACAAAUGCAGUCUGCUCAUGGCUUCGACGCAUGCUUGCCGAUCUAGAUGUCCCAGCCAGCGCAGAUGCUGCGAUAGCCGAGUCUGCUGCGGUGCUAGGAGGGACAGAAGCUGCCAGUGCUGGCCUCAGCGGAAGUUUGUUACGCCGCACAUUCGCCGGAACGCAAGCACCACCGCCUCUCAGCAUCCGUAAUAAUCUUGGUUCUGCGUCAGCUCCAUAUCCAUCGCCCUUGCUGCCCGCGUCAGCAUCUACCAUAAAUUUGAGCAGACAGGCAAACUUGAGUCUCUCAUUCACGUCUACGACAGGGGUACCCAAGGCUCCCUUCAGCGCCAUCGCUCCCUCUCCCUCAUUGAGUCCAAACUUGGACGCGGUGCGCAUACCAAUGACUCCCAGCCGCUCUGCGGGUGGUAAUUCUAACUUCAGCUUUCCUGGAAACCCUGUGCCAUUCUCGUCUCCGUCCACAUCCAACGGUCCACCCCCUUUCACUCUCCAUCAUCAGCAUACGCCUCCUACCUCCGCGUCUGCGUCCACGCGCUGGGCGCACAAGUGGUCCUAUGCACUUUCCCUUCUACGUGGCCUCGUCACGCUCCCGUCCGACGCCACGCCUGAUGCACCGGGAAGCCUGUUGCAACUCCCCUCGUGGCUCCGCUUCCUGGCGGAGCUCCUCGGAAGCGCAAACGUUGCCCAAAUACCAUUCGUGCUGGCUAUUGUGCUUGAAUUCGGUAUCGGAUGGCCACCGGCGGAAGGAGGGAACGCCAGCGGCGGCAUGACAAAAGGCACCUUGAUCGCGAGAAUCGGCAUCGAGGGUGCUCUCAAAGCAAGGCGUGAGGUUCUCGCUCUUCGCCAUGCACUCCUUGCGUCCCUUGUGGCGGAUCCCAUCGCAGAGACCGACGGCGCUGAAAAGGGAGAUGGAGUAGUGGACGCUGACAUUGGCAUACAAGGCGAUGGAGACGUGUCGGCCACAGUCGGUGCUUCGGAGCCUGGCACAAAGACCGCGGCGCAAGAUGAGAUGGACGUCAGUGUUCGGCGAUGCGAUGACUUGCUGAUUGCACUCAUCUCUCUUGCUCGUCACUUAGCGAGGGGAUGCGAUCAGGCGCUCAUCAGCCCGCGAUUAUGGAGCACAUAUAGCUCGGAUCUUCGCGCUGUGCUCGGAGAGGCAACCUUCUAUGCAGAUCUUCAACAAAGGAACAGCGUACUGAUGCUUCGCCAUCUGAGUGCUGAUGGCCCGAGGGAAAAUUGGUUCGAUCAGCAAGCCGCUGAUAUCGAGAUUCUCGAUUCAAUUGACUUGUCAACGCAUUGGCAAACGACAUGGGUGCAGUAUUUUACACGCACUUCCUCUCAACCUGCUUCGCGAGCCGAUGGCCGGCGAACCGUUCGCACGCUUAGGGACAAAGUCGAGCUUCUCUUUCUAUGGGCCUGUACCUCUCAUCGCUCCUCUGUCGGCCCAUCCCGGCCAUACAUUGUGGGGGUUUUCUUGAGCGGCCUGCUCGGCUGCAAUUUUCGCCCAACGAAGCAUCUGAUUGAUUCUGCCCGCAAAAGGUGGGACGGUGAUGGGGACGUGACCUCAUUGCUGAAAGAGAGAGCAGAGUUUGCAAAGCUUAAGGCACAUGCGACGCAGCUGGAGGAGUCAAAGGCCAUCGACUUCCACAGCUUCUGCAUACAAUUCAUUGCGGAUGUCGAAUCGUACUGCAAUACGGGAACAACGGGCGUUGAGGCGUCAGAUGCAACCGAGACACUGCGCCGAGAAAACUUUGCAAGUGUCUCGUUCGAUGCACUUAUCGCGUUGAUUGAGGAGUUGAGCAAUCUCGGCUACUUCUCGAUGCGCAAGUUGCUACGAAAGAUGACCAAUGUCUCGACUGCCGCCGGCUCGUUACCUGCCAACACGUCUGGACAACCGACGCUGCCGAAUAAUUCAUUUCAAACGCGACUCCUCCGUUCGCUCCCAUUCCCCACCGGAACGCAGAAUUUGACAAACCUGCUAGUAACACGGAGGGCUCUCAUCUACGGGAAUCGUGCCGGAGAGACCUGGGAGGAAGCAACAGAACGGCGAGCGACUCGUGAGGUGCGAGCUCUUUUUAGUGGACUCUUCCAGACUGACCAUGCACCGUUCGACAUGCAUGGUCGCCAAACGUCGUCGAUCUCAGACUUUGCUGAUGAGGGGAUCGACCAACAACUCAUCACAACUUUACCGCACCUUUGGUCGAGCCCGCCUUUCGUCCAGCGCAGGAUCACACGCUCGGUGCUCCUCCCUGCGAUCGAAGCCGCGGAGGCGAGCGCUUCAAUUUCCUUUACGGAUACCUGCCUUCUCCUGGCGCUGCUCCGCAAAUCCGAAGAUUUUCGUCUAUUGAAUCAGGUCAUCAUGACGUUACUACGACCAGGUCGUCUCACUGGCGAAGAGCAUGGCCCUAUUGCGGACAAAGUAAGCGAUGCCAUUAUAUGUCACGCUGAAGUCUGGAAGGCUCUCGACAGUCUCCAUGUCAUGGUGGAGCAAGAAUGGAAGCCGUGAGGCAACCGGAGCAUUAGCACAAAUCCGAGCCCCUGAUGCAGAGCUGCAAGACCAAUUGCGAUUAGAGG